Messenger RNA from Spodoptera exigua (beet armyworm), 741 nucleotides. The record is from the annotation of a GenBank genome assembly. Lineage: Eukaryota; Metazoa; Arthropoda; Insecta; Lepidoptera; Noctuidae.
AUGAUUAAACGAUGUUUGUGGAUUGUAUUCUUAUGGAGGGUGGCAUACUCAAAUCCUCAGUGCUCUACAACUGAAGUCAAAAGUCUGCUGGAGGGUUGUGACAGGCUUACAGGGUUGAAUAUAACCAGCGUCGGCGGCACCAUUGUUAAUGAUCACAACUGUGAUGUCCUUCUUCCGAAACAAGUGUUCAUUGAGGAACCUCUGUUCCAGUACCCGCUGGCCGAUGCAAAAAAGUUCUACACUUUGAUUAUGGUUGACCCAGAUGCUCCACCGCAGGUAGAUGGCGAGUUUUAUCUUCACAUGGUUAAAUCUAAUAUACCAGGUCUUGCAUUGAGAACGAUGGACAGUAGCAAAACAGUUGGUAUAGAUUAUAGAGGGUACAAGCCACCAGCGCCACCUCACGGUGCAGGCCCGCACCGCUACAUUACCCUACUUUACGAACAAGCUGACGGCAAUAAUUUCCUACCUACGGUUCCUUCGACGCGCCACAGAUUCUCGCUCGCCAAGUGGCUCGUUGCAAGGUUGAUGGUGCUGCAUCACAUCGGCAGGACGCGGUCCACGCGGCAUGGCGUCCAUGACACGCGCGGUGCCGUCGUGCGUACGCCACAAAUUCGCCGUUCAUUGAUAAAAACCGACGCCCACUCGCGUCGCGGAGACUCCAUUCACUGGCGCCGCUGGUUGCGCAAGGCUCACGCGUGGCCCUCCACCUCUCCCCCGCUCCUCACCGGUCACCCCCGGUAA